AUGGCCUGGUCUCCAGGCCACGGCGAUGCUGCUCUAUCGACGGCUUCACGCCCGACCUCACCUUCAACGCCGCCGCCGUCUUACAGUGCACACGGCCUGGGCUCGCCAUACCAACAGCAAUGGCAGUCUCCUGGCGGGACGAGUUCCCACAUGCUUGGCCCUCAGUAUGCAUGGCAGACACGGGACCCCCGCUCAUCCAGCACCCAGUCCCUGGUGCCCUCCGUCAACGAGAAUGAGCACAGGAGAACGUUGCUGGUUGUUUACAUCCAUGGCUUCAUGGGCGACAACACCUCCUUCCGCUCCUUCCCCGCCCACGUCCACUACUUCUUGCGGGAACAGCUGAGCGAAUCUCAUGUCGUCCAUUCCAAGGUCUACCCCAGGUACAAGACCUACAAGGCCAUUGAGGUGGCAAGGGACAAGUUCAGCGCCUGGCUGGAGCCUCACGAAAAGGAUGAUACCGAUGUUGUCCUGGUCGGACAUUCAAUGGGAGGGCUGCUCGCUGCCGAUGUGGCGCUCAUGCCCUCUCCCAAUCCUGUGUAUCGCGGCCCCUUCAAGCACCGCAUACUAGGCACUAUCUCUCUGGAUGCCCCUCUGCUAGGUCUUCAUCCUGGUAUCAUCACGUCUGGCAUAGCCAGUCUGUUUCGGAAAGCCCCAGACCCUCCAGGAAGGGAGCAAGCCCUUGCAGAGUCUAUGUCCUCGCAAAAUGCCUCCGGAUCCCUGAGCUUACAGCAAACACCAAGCUUGUCCUCUGAUGCCGGGCAGUCACCGGGCACCAUGUCACCUGUACCAUUGGCCAGCAUGUCGUCCAAUACCUCGGUUGGGUCGCAGCCGGAUCCAAACUUCAACCCAACCUUCUUUAACGACGUCUCUUUCAUAGACAGGGGCUGGUGGAGGAAUGUCGCUCAUUUCGCCAAGAAGCAUUAUUCGGAAGGCCUCUUUAGCUCUACGUACCAUCACUUGCUGUCACACCUAGAGUUUGGCAGCUGUCUUGCAGACUAUGGCUCGCUGAACAACAGAUACAACAAAAUCCGCCGCCUUGAGGAUGUUGAUGAGUUGAACAGUGCCCAAGGAUCCCGCAAGGAGCCCAGGGUCCGUUUCGUCAACUACUACACAGUUUCGACUGGCAUCCCAAAAGAACUGCCUCCACCAAAACGUGCCGACACCCAUUUGAAGCCCGUGGCCCCCGGGUCGCAACAGACCGGGUCGGGGAGCUCCCAAGCGUCAACGCCCAGAAUCUCAAUUGAGGACUACAGUGACAGCGAAGAGCCUCAGACUCUACAGGUACUUGAACCUGUAGCAGUGUCCGAUGAUGAGAUUAUGGACCAGCAUAAGGCGGAUCAAGCAACCGUCAAAGAAGGGCAAAAUGGCGGGCCCAAGAUACCAGAAUCAUCGUCUGGUGAUGGGAGCGGCAAACCUGACCCCCACAAGCAAGCCGAAAACAAUUCUUCUUCUGAGGCCGCACAGGAAGAGCCCGAACCUGCAUCAUCAUCACAACCAGGCCCCAGUAAAGAUGGGACCGCCGACAUAGACCAUGAUUUACCAGCGAUACCAGACCCUCCCGAGCCGCCACGGGCCCCUGAUUUUACAAAAUAUAGCGACAAAGAAGCAAGAAAGCAAGCCGAAAAGGAAUUCAAACGGACACAGAAGGCCUAUGACCAGGCCUUGAAGAACCGCGAGAAGGCCAUCAAGGAGCGGCAGAAGCUCGUUGAGAAGCGCCAGAAGAAAGCCCAGAAAGAGACCGAGAAGCGCCUGAAAGAGGAGGCAAAACGCCUUGCCAAGGAGCAAGGGCAAGGAAAGCAAAAGGCUGUCGCACCGCCAGAAGAUGUAGAGGCGAACACGGCUGAGGACACGUCCCGUCCCUCCCAAGCCCAGGUGGUGACGCCGGCACAGGCGCAGAUCCUUGAGCGGCAGCUUACCGACCUGGCGUUCCACGACCGGGAGGACGCAGCCUCGCCACCGAGCCAGAGCCGUGACCCUUCUGCGCCUGUCGAUCGCAGGCCAACCCUGGGCGCAGAGGCGGGCCAGAAGAAGCUCCGUAAGUUCUGCAUGCUCCCGCAAAAGGUUAACGGCGUCCGGGACCGGACGUGGGUGGAGGUCUACAUGAAGGAUGUGGACGAGGUCGGCGCGCACUGUGGCCUGUUCUUCCCUGGGCCUCACUACGAGAUACUCAUUGGUGAUGUCGGGUCGAGGAUCGUGGACUGGGUUCGGGAGGAUGCAUCGAAGAGGGCUAUCAUGGCCCUGGACUAG
Messenger RNA from Diaporthe amygdali, 2247 nucleotides. RefSeq lists its product as uncharacterized. NCBI's taxonomy places the organism in Eukaryota, Fungi, Ascomycota, Sordariomycetes, Diaporthales, Diaporthaceae. The record is from RefSeq and is a predicted model, not a curated record. The coding region runs from base 1 to 2247 and encodes 748 amino acids. The transcript has 2 exons.